Messenger RNA from Manacus vitellinus (golden-collared manakin), 411 nucleotides. Its product is annotated as phosphatidylinositol 3,4,5-trisphosphate 5-phosphatase 2-like. The transcript has 5 exons. The annotation marks the transcript as partial. NCBI's taxonomy places the organism in Eukaryota, Metazoa, Chordata, Aves, Passeriformes, Pipridae. The record is from RefSeq and is a predicted model, not a curated record.
AUGCCCACCAGCCUGGGACCAGCCGUGCCGGAGGGACCGGCAGAGAGUGCCAACGGGCUCAGCAGCAUCUCCCACGAGUACCUGAAGGGCAGCUACACCCUGGACCUGGAGGCAGUGAAGGGGGGGGCCAACAGCCUCCCCCACCUCAACAAGACCCUUGUCACCUCCUGCAAACGGCUGCACAGUGAGGUGGACAAGGUGCUGGCAGGGCUGGAGAUCCUCUCCAAAGUGUUUGACCAGCAGAGCUCCCCCAUGGUUUCCAAGAUCCUGCAGCAGACAGCAGGGCAGAGCGGGGAGCAGGAGCUGGAGAGCCUGGUGCUGAAGCUGUCUGUGCUGAAAGAUUUCCUCUCCUCCAUCGAGAAGAAGCCCCUGUCCCGCAAGGCCAAGAGCAUCCCAGUGCAGACCUUCGAG